AUGAACCAACCACGCAAAAACACGACUCGCCAUCUCACCACGCUCUUCCCGUAAACCGCAUCUGAACCCCGCGAGGCGAACGGGCAGGGCGUCGAUGUAGCGCGUGUAUGCACUCAGCACCGUCGCCACGCGCCUCUGCGGAGCGUCAGCGGAAAGGGGGGGCUUGAGAAAGACUCGGCGGUCGACCAUCGAACGACAUCACCUUCCACAGCAACAGACACUUUUCUCACAAAAAUCACACUUUGAUCCAUUCACUGACCCCAUCCCCCUUGUCCCCCCUGCCCAGUGUCCUCCUUCUUUCGCUCCGUCAGCGACAGCUCGGAUUCGUCCUCGGACGAAGAAGAAGAGUUGCUCUCCGAUGAUUCCGGCGACGAUUCCGGACUCGAGGGCAAGACCGCUUCGAGCAAACCUAAAGGAUCCCGAUUCCUCAAAUCGACCGGCGACGACUCGGACGAUGACGAUUCGGACGAUGACGAUGAUGGCGAUUCGGACCAAGACGGAUCCGACGACGACAAGGCCGCGGUUAAGAAACCGAUCGGUUCGAGGUUCUUGAAGGGCGCGGCGAGCGACGACUCGGAUUCGGACGACGAGAGGACCAAGGUCGUCAAAUCGGCCAAGAGCAAGAGGGCCGACGAGGUCGAGGCGAGCGUCAAGGCGAUCGAGAACGCCGCCCGCAUCAACGAUUGGUCCGCCAUCUCGGAUCGUGCGUUUCCCCUCUGCUCUGGUGCAUCCCUUAGUCAUCGUACUAACUACCGGCUUGGUCUCUUGCAGAGUUUGACAAGCUGGUCCGACUCGUCUCGCGUCAGGCCAACGUCGCCGAACCCGUCCCUUCAGGUUUCAUCAAGGCCCUCGUCUCGCUCGAUGACCACCUCGCGUCUGCUCAGGGCGCCAAGAAGAAGAUGAACGCGACCAACGCCAAGGCGCUCAACUCGAUGAAGCAAAAACUCAAAAAGACGCAGCGCGAACACGAGGAGACCAUCAAAAAGUACAAGGAGGACCCCGAGGCGUUCGAAAAGGCCGCCGCGCUCGAGGACCAACCCGCCGCGGCCGCUGCGCCUAAAAAGGCCAAGAAGGCGUCUCAACCCGUAGAAGAGGAGGCCGACGAUGACUUCCAGACCGUCGGCAGCAAGGGCAAGACCAUCAAUGUCACCUCCGAGGGCAUCUACAAGGCCCUCGCCCUGGUCAUGGAGGCGCGAGGGCGCAAGAACACGGACCGCACCGAGCAGACCAAGAUUCUGGAUCGCCUGCUCGCCGUCGCCGUUUCGCCUUACCAAAAGAUCCGCGUCCUGCUCGCCCUGAUCUCGGCCCUCCUCGACUACAACCCUUCGACCAACACCCACAUGCCCCUCGACGCCUGGUCCGCGGCCCGCACCCACCUCGACUCUCUGCUCGAUAUCCUCGUCCAACAGCGCGACCACGUCGUUGCCGAGGAUGCCCCCGACUACGACGACCAGGUCGAGCGAGCACCGUCGGCUUCCGAACCGACCAUCAUCGUUCGCGGCUCCGUCAUCUCCCUUGUCGACCGCCUUGACGACGAGUUCACGAAGAGCCUGCAGCACAUCGACCCGCACACGAGCGAAUACAUUGAGCGCCUCAAGGACGAGCGAGCGAUCUACGAGACGAUCGUCAAGGCGCAGGUCUACUACGAGCAAACGCGCCUGAUCGAGCAUCUCGACCGCGUCGUCACCCGUCGUCUCGAACACGUCUACUGCAAGCCCGACGUCGUCGCGCAGGCGCUCGAGAGCACCUUGCCCGCGCUGUCGAGCCAGUCCAAGAUCUGGUCCACGGCGGCGUCCUCGUCCGGUGCUUCCUCUUUCUCGGCCGUCGCGCUCGUGCGCGCCUUGUGCAUCCACCUCUACAAGACGGAGAACUCUCUCUUGCGCACGCGCGCCAUGUUAUGCCACAUCUACCACCACGCCCUGCACGAUCAAUACCACACCGCUCGCGACAUGCUGUUGAUGUCGCAUCUGCAAGACACCGUCGGCUCGGCCGACGUCGGCACGCAGAUCCUCUACAACCGCACCGUCGUGCAGGUCGGCUUGUGCGCGUUCCGCCUGGGCCUGAUCCGCGAAUCGCAAUCGACACUGCAGGAGAUCUUCGCGACGCAACGCGUCAAGGAGUUGCUCGCGCAGGGCGUGCAGGCGCAACGCUAUUCGGUGCUCACGCCCGAACAGGACAAACUCGAACGUCAACGCCAAUUGCCGUUCCACAUGCACAUCAACUUGGAAUUGCUCGAAUGCGCGUACCUCGUCGCGUCGAUGUUGCUCGAGGUCCCCCUCAUGGCCCAAGCCGGUAACGAUCCCGAGAUGCGUAAGCGCGUCGUGUCGCGCACGUUCCGCCGUAUGCUCGACUACGCGAACCGACAGGCGUUCACCGGUCCUCCCGAGAACAAGCGUGACCACGUCAUGCAAGCGACCAAGGCGUUGCAACAGGGUGACUGGCAGCGUUGCGUUGACCUGAUCCACUCGAUCAAGGUAUGGAACCUGAUGCCUUCCGAACGCAAGGUCAAGGAAAUGUUGAAGCGCAAGAUCCAAGAGGAAGGCCUUCGUACCUACGUCUUCACCUACGCACCUUUUUAUUCGACCUUGUCGUUGGAACAACUCGCUUCGACGUUCGAAUUGCCCCUGGCGACCGCGACGUCGUUGGUGAGCAAGAUGAUUUGGAACGAGGAGUUGGACGCCUCGCUCGACCAAGUUUCGCGCGUCGUCGUCUUGCAGUCGACCGAGGUUUCGGCUUUACAGCGACUGGCGCUGCAGUUGGCCGAUAAGGCCAGUCAGAUGGCCGAUAACUCGGAACGUUAUCUCGAUUCCAAGUUGCAGAGUGGGGAACAACGGGCCGAUGGAGUUAGGGCCGAACGGACCGAAGGGAACGAUGCUCGACCGAGGCGAGGCGGCGGAGGUGGUGGACGUGGAAGGGGUUCGCGAGGUGGGGGUCGUGGCGGCGCUUCGAGGCAGUUCCAAACAGGGACUUUGGGGAGGACAGUACAGGCCUAG
This is a messenger RNA of Microbotryum saponariae, 2993 nucleotides long. NCBI's taxonomy places the organism in Eukaryota, Fungi, Basidiomycota, Microbotryomycetes, Microbotryales, Microbotryaceae. The record is from the annotation of a GenBank genome assembly.